CACAAAUUAGAAAAAUAUAGUGGAUUUAGACUAAAGUUAUAUGAUAUGUAAUGGUGUAUACCUCUACAGCAUUGAGUAUAGUUAUAUUGGUGUUUGUGGUGGUUAGCUGGGCACACGCCAUAUAUUUGAGCUGGUGGCUGUCAAUUCCACUUAAAGAUGCCCCUGACGGCUGAUGUUGCAGCACAACAGGUGCAGGAACGCCUAAGGUCCCUGCAUAGGUUGAUAUACGACAUAGAUUCAGAGAGAGGCCGUAAUGAGCAGUGUAUAGAGUCUAUAUUGAGAGCCGAGAAAGCUGCUGAGUCACCUCCAGCUAAUGAGGAUUCUUCCAGCUCUUCACAACAGCAAAGCCAAUUGAAAAAUCUAUACAAAACUGGUCUAACUGCAGCUGAGCAAGAAGAGAGGUUGCUACGAGCCGCUCUGUCACGCAUCUAUGAGAUACGUUCCAUCAAGAAUGAGAGAAGGAUUCAGGCUCGCCAUGCAGGUAACAAAGAGACCAUAGGCUGUGGGGCUCUAAUGAAGAUGUUACUAAGCGCGGCGCAAACAUUGCCACUACAUGUAGGUCGCGUGGGCGAGCGUGCGCCGCCGCUGUGCGGGGCUGUCCCCGCCGAUUCGGGGCAUAUCGCUCGGCCGGGCGAUGCUGUAGCUGCGUUAGUUAAGGUGUCCGAAAAAGAAGAAAACUGGAUCUUGGCUGAAGUUGUAUGUUGGCAUCCAGCUCAAGGUAAAUACGAGAUCGACGACAUAGAUGAGGAACAGAAGAAUCGACACAUUUUAAGCAAAAGACGAGUAGUACCCCUGCCUCUGAUGCGAGCAGACCCUCGUACUGAUGAGCAAGCCUUGUUCCCAAAAGGUGCUGUUGUGAUGGCACUUUAUCCUCAAACAACGUGCUUUUAUAGAGCGGUGGUGAAUCGACUGCCUGCUAGUGCUGGAGAUCCUUAUGAAGUAUUGUUUGAGGACUCAUCGUACGCAGACGGUUAUUCGCCGCCGGAGCGCGUGGCCCAGCGCUACGUGAUCGCCAUCAAGGAGGGUAAGGGCCGCGCCACCUGACCCCGCCCGCGCCCGCCGCCCCCGCACUCCUCCACCUCCACGCCCUCUGCUUCCUCAUCGCCAUUGUCUUCAAACGACUCAUUGAUGUAAACAGUGUUGUGCGUGUACUUUGUUGUGUUCCUUGACUUUGGGGAAAUUAUUGGCAUUUGGGUUCGAGUGUGGGUUUAACUCGACAGGAAUAAAAGGACUAAAUGGUUUCUAAAAUGGUGUAAAAUAUAAAGAACAUGUAAGUUUUAAUUAUUAGACGACAAAAACACCCACAUGUAAUAGAUAAAAGUGAUCCUCAAAUUGCAUUAAAACGAGGAAUGCAAAGUAAACUCUUCUACAAGGUAAUAUUUCUGUAAACAAAAAUUUUAAAAGAUAUUGCAGCAAGCGGCGCCACACUAAAAUGCAAUAUAAUAUGGAACAAAUUCACUACUAAUUAAAGACCAUUCCGCUGCGGCCCGAACUGCUCACGUGCACAGUGCAGUUUUAGUCUUUUGUUAUGCAUUUGCAUGCAUUAAAACAGCACUGUGCACGUUUUUUUUAUUUAUGCUGUAUUUAGUAGAGGAUAUGUUUUAUACAUAGAUUAUGUACUAAAUAGUGCAAGUUUUACAUAACAAUAAAACUUGUAUUAUUGAGCAGAGAUGAUGCACAGCAUCUGUGAGGGUGCGUCUAUUUCCGGUCUAGCAUCAUCCUGUCUAUGACCUACUCCAAUGUGCUUCCCUCGCUGUAAAUAGUAGCUUAACUGACUUACUUCCGAUCGGCGCCAUUUUCCUGUCACCUUAGGAGAUACUUGCGCGAAGUGCCCUCAUAGAAGUCUCUCACCAGGAGCCCUUAAAUGGAUGCUGUCAUCGUCUCUGCUCAAUUUAUGUAAUAAUAUAAGUUUUAUUGUUAUGUAAAACAUGCACUAUUGUCGGCGUGUGACGAUGCACAGCAUCUGUAAGAAACGUGUUUAUAACUCCUGGAGACUGCCAACGACGCUAUGUGAUGCAAAUAACUUGAAAUAACAGAAAAUACAUAUAUUCCGAAUAAUAAUAUUUAACAGAAUAGUUAUCGUAAUAAUUGAUCACAAUAUCGUAAUUCCCUCGUAUAACAUAAAUCAUAAUUGAAUGUAACUUAAUAUAACAUGACUAU
Hyposmocoma kahamanoa is the source of this 2160-nucleotide messenger RNA. RefSeq names its product SAGA-associated factor 29 (gene Sgf29). Gene Ontology annotation, cellular component: SAGA complex. The record is from RefSeq and is a predicted model, not a curated record. NCBI's taxonomy places the organism in Eukaryota, Metazoa, Arthropoda, Insecta, Lepidoptera, Cosmopterigidae. Bases 157 to 1044 code for a protein of 295 amino acids. The transcript has 7 exons.